AUGAAGAGGACUACACCACCUGUAAGUGAAGACACUGGGAAUUUACACACCCAAGAAGGAUCAAGUGAAGGAUCUUUAAGCUUAGAAGAAUUGUUCCACGAAAGUAAUGUUUCCCCUAGUGCUGACCAAGGGGAGAUUUCCCAAGAAGAAGAAGAAGAACCUGUUGUUCCUGAAGAGACUCCGAGUAGUCAAAGUGUUCCUGAAGACAGUAGUGAAACUACAGUAGCUGAGUUAGCACAUAUUGAAAGUUUAACCCUUGAAGUACAGGAGCGACUUAAGGAGGCAGAAGAAAGACCUAAGGAGGAGCAGACGCUGGAACAGGAGAAGGAAGAAGAAAACGAUUCGAAUAAAGUUCAUGAAGAGGAGGCGGAAUUCGCGGACAAUAGAGGAUAUUCUCAGGAGGAAAACGGAGAAGUAGAUCAAGAGAAUGAUGACAGUCACAAAAAUCAAUAA
This is a messenger RNA of Macrobrachium nipponense, 453 nucleotides long. RefSeq lists its product as uncharacterized. Bases 1 to 453 code for a protein of 150 amino acids. Lineage: Eukaryota; Metazoa; Arthropoda; Malacostraca; Decapoda; Palaemonidae. The record is from RefSeq and is a predicted model, not a curated record. The transcript has 2 exons.